Messenger RNA from Anthonomus grandis grandis, 794 nucleotides. RefSeq names its product A-kinase anchor protein 14-like. The transcript has 2 exons. Lineage: Eukaryota; Metazoa; Arthropoda; Insecta; Coleoptera; Curculionidae. Bases 145 to 711 code for a protein of 188 amino acids. The record is from RefSeq and is a predicted model, not a curated record.
UUGGUUAUUAACACACACAACAAUACGGAAGAACAAUUUUUUAUGCUUAAGGUUUUUUGGUAUAAAUUAGGAGGGUCCGAGCUAAGGAAAUCAUAACACAACUGCAGCUUGUUGAGUAAUCAGCCCACCACGCACUCAUCUAAAAUGUACAAGUUCGUCGUACUCGCCGCCACUUUGGCCUACGCUUCCGCCGGACUGAUCGCCCACCACUCCCCCGUUCUGGCCCACAGCGCCAUCGUAGAACCAGCAACUUACCACAAAAGUGUUCACUCCCAAACAAUCGUUGACCCCGGAACUGUUAAAACCAUCGUGGAAGCCGCCCCAGUUGUACACCAUGCCGCCCCCGUCGUACAUGCCGCCCCAGUUGUACACGCCCAACAUGUCGUACCCGUAGCCGUAUCAGGACCUGAAGUACACAAGACUGUCCAGGCUACCUCAAUUGUUCAUGGAGCUUCUCCAGUUGUACACUCUGCCCCAGUUGUACAUUCUGCCCCAGUUGUACACUCCGUCCCAGUUGUACACUCUGCCCCAGUUGUUCACUCUGCCCCAGUUGUACACCAUGCCGCCCCAGUAGUUGCUGUAUCCGGUCCAACUGUACACAAGACUGUCCAAGCUAGCUCGAUUGUGCAUGGUGCCGCCCCAGUUGUACAUUCCGCCCAUGUGUACCACGCUGCUCCAGUACAUUCCGCUCAUCUUGUACAUUUGCAUUAAGAGUGAUUUAUUAAUGUGUUUUUUGAAUUUAUUGGACAGUUAGAUAAUUAUUAAUUGUGAUUAAAUGAUAGUGCUUAUAGGAA